CCCACUUUUGCUUCACUGCUCUGUACCCUCUCCAAUUUCUCAUUCUCUUGUCUCUCUCCCACAAACAAAACAAAUAAUGCCUACACUUACUAUCUCUUCUCUUGCCUCUUACUAUCAUCUCUUCUUUACUCUUCUUGCCUUGUUCAUUUCAGGCCUUAUUUUCUUGUUUUCUUUCAGAGCCAAAUCUAAACGUUUAAACCUUCCUCCAGGGCCACCGGGUUGGCCUAUUGUUGGCAAUCUUUUCCAGGUUGCUCGCUCUGGUAAGCCUUUUUUCCAAUAUAUAGAAGAUUUAAUUCCAAAAUAUGGUCCAAUCUUUACUUUACGUAUGGGAACAAGAACGCUUAUAAUCAUUACUGAGGCCAAACUAGUCCAUGAAGCACUUAUCGAGAGGGGUUCUCUCUUCGCUACCAGGCCUCGUGAAAACCCUACGAGAACUAUCUUUAGCUGCAACAAGUUCACUGUCAAUGCUGCCCUUUAUGGCCCGGUGUGGCGGUCACUAAGGCGAAACAUGGUUCAAAAUAUGCUUAGUUCAAGCAGGAUUAAGGAGUUUCACAGUGUAAGGGAAUCGGCAAUGGAUAAACUCAUUAACCGGCUUAGAAGUGAAGCUGAGGCUAAUGAUGGAGUUGUCUGGGUUGUUCGAAAUGCAAGAUUUGCUGUUUUCUGUAUACUGUUAGCUAUGUGUUUUGGACUUGAAAUGGAAGAAGAAACAAUCAUCAAAGUGGAUCAAGUAAUGAAGUCAGUCUUGCUUGUUCUUAAUCCAAGAAUUGAUGAUUUUCUCCCAGUUUUAAAACCAUUCUUUUCCAAGCAAAGAAAGAGGGUAUUUGAAGUUAGAAAACACCAGCUUGAUUCCAUGAUUCCCUUGAUAGAAAAGCGACGAAGAGCUCUACAAAACCCAGGUUCCACUUCACAGGCCAUGUCAUUUUCAUAUCUAGAUACCCUUUUCGACCUGCAAAUCGAAGGGCGAAAAUCGUCCCCAACCGACCCAGAGCUUGUGACCCUUUGCUCAGAGUUCCUUAAUGGUGGCACCGACACGACAGCGACCGCCGUCGAGUGGGGCAUUGCACAGCUUAUUGAUAAUCCAGAUGUUCAAGAAAAGUUGUACAAUGAGAUUAUCAAGACGGUUGGAAAUAGAAAGGUGAAUGAAAAGGACGUAGAGAAAAUGGAGUAUCUACAAGCUGUAGUAAAAGAAUUACUACGUAAACAUCCACCUACAUUUUUUCUAUUAACUCAUGCAGUGAGUGAGCCAACAACAUUGGGGGGAUAUGACAUACCAACUGACACAAACAUUGAAAUUUUUUCCCAAGCAAUAGGACAGGACCCCAAAAUUUGGUCUAACCCCAAAAAGUUCGAUCCGGAUCGAUUCAUUUCGGGUAACGAGGAAGCCGAUAUAACUGGAGUAACCGGAAUAAAGAUGACACCCUUUGGUGCAGGAAGGAGGAUAUGUCCUGGUUUAGGGUUAGCAACUGUGCAUUUGCAUCUAAUGAUUGCAAGAAUGGUUCAAGAGUUUCAAUGGAGUGCCUAUAAAUCAGAUAGGAAGGUGGAUUUUACAGGGAAAUUAGAGUUUACUGUGGUGAUGAAGAAUACUCUUAGAGCUAAGAUCAAGCCUAGGGCUUAAGGGUUUGACGUGUGAAUAAAUUAUUUACCUAUGCUUCUUGUUAAAAUCCAUUAAAACUUUUGAUUUCAUUAUUAACAUAUAAAAUAUAUUAUUUUCAGGGAUUUAGAAGUCU
Messenger RNA from Ricinus communis (castor bean), 1727 nucleotides. Its product is annotated as cytochrome P450 77A3. Gene Ontology annotation, cellular component: membrane. The coding region runs from base 77 to 1615 and encodes 512 amino acids. The transcript has a single exon. Lineage: Eukaryota; Viridiplantae; Streptophyta; Magnoliopsida; Malpighiales; Euphorbiaceae. Gene Ontology annotation, molecular function: heme binding; iron ion binding; oxidoreductase activity, acting on paired donors, with incorporation or reduction of molecular oxygen, NAD(P)H as one donor, and incorporation of one atom of oxygen. The record is from RefSeq and is a predicted model, not a curated record.